Saccostrea cuccullata (small rock oyster) is the source of this 690-nucleotide messenger RNA. RefSeq lists its product as uncharacterized. The transcript has 4 exons. The record is from RefSeq and is a predicted model, not a curated record. Bases 8 to 436 code for a protein of 142 amino acids. Lineage: Eukaryota; Metazoa; Mollusca; Bivalvia; Ostreida; Ostreidae.
CAGGAAGAUGGAGAUUCGAAUGCUGAUUACCGAGACAAUAUAUGUCAUGAAGUUGAUAAUGAAUUCGAUCAUGUGUUACCCAAUAUACGUAUUUCUUACAUGUCAUGAGAAAGAGCCGUCUUUUUGGGAUAAGGUGUCUUAUUACUUUAGGAUAAGAGAACCGGUUCAAGUUUGUCCCGAUGUUAAAAACAUUUCCAUGAUGGUUUUAUUGUUACUAUUGAUGGAGAUACUCUGGAUGGUGAUUUUAUUGUUUGCACCAAGAGGUGAACCGAGAAGAAAGAAAUUUGAUAACGCUGCAACCCAGUACGAACUUACAGAAACAAGGGAUUAUUUAUCCCCAGAAGUUUUGCAAUCCGAUAGCUUCUUAAGAGAAAAUGACUGGUCAUCCGAAACUUUGUGUCCCCGGGAAACAGUAGAUGAUGAGAGGGCUAAUUAACUCAGCAAUGAGUGGAUUGGACAAUAGCUUGGAGAGGAAAAUCAUCACUGGAACAGUGUGUCAAGUGGAGCAGAUAGAAAUAAACCAGGAUUUGAAUGCUGGAGAGAAAUGUGAACAUUAACAAAAUCUUGUAUAUGUAUAUUUGUUUGAUAGGUUUUUGAAAACUGAAUUUAUUCAGUGUGUAUGUAUAAUCAAUUUGGCGAGUAGUCGUGCAUUAUGAUGGCAAGAUUAAUUAGUAUGUUUUAUCAUUAUGG